This is a messenger RNA of Dromaius novaehollandiae (emu), 3180 nucleotides long. RefSeq names its product FKBP prolyl isomerase 10 (gene FKBP10). The transcript is spliced from 10 exons. Gene Ontology annotation, cellular component: endoplasmic reticulum. The record is from RefSeq and is a predicted model, not a curated record. Gene Ontology annotation, molecular function: peptidyl-prolyl cis-trans isomerase activity; calcium ion binding. Bases 171 to 1865 code for a protein of 564 amino acids. Lineage: Eukaryota; Metazoa; Chordata; Aves; Casuariiformes; Dromaiidae.
CGCUGGUGACCUCAGCGCGCCGGCCCCGCUCGCUUUCCACGUUUGCAGAAAUUCCAGCGGCGCCGGGGCUGGGAGCCGCGGGGGGAGCGGGCGGCCGGGAGGCCCCUCCUCGGCCGGCCCCCUCGGCCGCCCCGCUUCCUUCCCGGCUGCCGCAGCCGCCGCGCAGCGACAUGGCCCUGGGCAGCCUCGUCUUCCUCGUCAGCUUCCUGGGGGCCCUGGGGCUGGGCGACCCCGGCCCCCUGGAAGACGUGGUCAUAGACAGAUACUACAUCCCCAAAAUCUGCCUGCGCGAAGUCCAGAUGGGGGAUUUCAUUCGCUACCACUACAACGGCACCUUUAAAGAUGGCAAAAAGUUUGACUCCAGCUACGACCGAGGCGCCACGGUGGCCGGUGUCGUCGGCGUGGGGCGGCUCAUCACCGGCAUGGACCGGGGGCUGCAGGGCAUGUGCGUGAACGAGCGGCGCCACCUCAUCGUGCCGCCCCACCUGGGCUACGGCAGCAUCGGCGUGGCCGGGCUGAUCCCCCCGGACGCUACCUUGUAUUUCGACGUUAUCAUGCUGGACAUCUGGAACAAGAACGACAAGCUGCAGAUCACCACCCUGUCCAAGCCGGAGCGCUGCAACCGCACCGUGGAGAACUCGGACUUCGUCCGCUACCACUACAACGGCACCCUGCUCGACGGCACCCCCUUCGAUUCCAGCUACAGCAAGGAGAGCACCUACGACACCUACGUGGGCACGGGCUGGCUCAUCAAGGGCAUGGAGCAGGGGCUGCUGGGCAUGUGCGCCGGGGAGAAGAGGAGCAUCAUCAUCCCCCCGUUCCUGGCCUACGGGGAGAAGGGCUACGGCACGGUGAUCCCACCGCAGGCCUCGCUGGUGUUCAGCGUGCUGCUGGUGGACUUCCACAACCCCAAGGACGGCGUCUCCCUGGAGCACCUGGAGGUGCCGGCGUCGUGCAGGCGCAGGGCGGAGACGGGGGACUUCGUCCGCUAUCACUACAACGGCACGCUCAUGGACGGGACGCUCUUCGACUCCAGCUAUUCCCGCAAUCACACCUACGACACCUACAUCGGCAAGGGCUACAUCAUCCCCGGCAUGGACCAGGGCCUGCAAGGGGUCUGCGUCGGCGAGAGGCGCCGGGUGGUCGUCCCCCCGCACCUGGCCUACGGCGAGAACGGCGCAGGGGACAAGAUUCCCGGCUCAGCUGUGCUCGUCUUCGAUGUCCACAUCAUCGACUUCCACAACCCCGCGGACCCGGUGGAGAUCGAGACCGUGCACCGGCCCGAGGGCUGCAACGUCACCACCCGCAACCGGGACUUCGUCCGCUACCACUACAACUGCUCCCUGCUCGACGGCACCAAGCUCUUCUCCUCCCACGACUACGAAGCCCCCCAGGAGGUGACGCUGGGGGCCAACAAGGUGAUCGAGGGCCUCAACAGCGGCCUCCUGGACAUGUGCGUGGGGGAGAGACGGGUGGUCAUCGUGCCCCCGCACCUGGGCCACGGGGAGAGCGGAGCCCGGGGGGUCCCCGGCAGCGCCGUGCUCCGCUUCGAGGUGGAGCUGGUCUCCAUGGAGGAGGGCGUUCCCGAAGGCUACCUGUUCAUCUGGCACGGGGACCCGCCGGCGAACCUCUACGAGGAGAUGGACCUGAACAAGGACGGCGAGAUCCCUGCCGAUGAGUUCUCCACCUUCAUCAAGACCCAGGUGGCAGAAGGGAAAGGCCGGCUCAUGCCCAGCUCGGACCCGGAGAAAGUCAUCGCGGACAUGUUCAGGAACCAGGACCGGAACCAGGACGGGAAGAUCACCGCGGAGGAGCUGAAGCUGAAGUCGGACGAGGACCAGGAGAAGAUCCACGAGGAGCUCUGAGCAGCGGCCGCCCCGCUGGCCCCGCGGACAGGACUGCUCCGGCGCUUCCCGGCCAGGACGGCCCGGGGAGCCAGCCCUGCCCCUGCGCAUCCCUAGGAGCAGCGGCUUUCCAAUUUGUGUUUCGUUUUGUAUUAUUUAACAGUUUUCUUCCAUGUGUUCCUUGUGCACAGGAGACCCAGCCAACCCCCAGCUGAAAAACCCAGGCGAGAAGGUGGGAAACCCCCACGUCCUCGCGAGUCUCGAUCCCCACGGGAACGGCAGCGCCGGCUUCUCCGAGCCCCCAUCUCCUCGUGCCCAGGGGCUCCGGCAGAGGCGGGCGGCAGGCGCAGGCCCUCGCCCCGACCAGACCCAGCCAUGCCCAGGCCGGACCUAGAGCCUCUGCGGGCGCCUGCCCCGACCGCGCUGCUCCCCGCGGACCCGGGCGCAGCCCCGAGCAGCCACCGCUGCUGGCUCUGCCCCGGCCCCGCUCCCCUCGCCCACGACUGCAUUUCCGCGCUCCAGCCUCCGGCUGGCACCUCCACCCGCGCCGGCUCCCGCCCCGGCUCCCGGGAGCGGCCGGGCCGAGGGUCUGAGCCCCGGCAGGCGGGAGCGAAGGUGGGAGCACCGCGUCCCUCCGGCAGCCCGUCCCACCGCCGCCGGCUCCGCGCGCUCCCUUCUGCUUCACGGCUGUAGUUUAGGGAUUUUUUUUUUGUUUGUUUUAUAUACGUCAUUCCUUAAAGGAGAGGAGAAAAAGGUCGAGCCUCAGGUGCCGUUCCCGGCUGCUGGGGCAGCCCCUGCCUCCCGCUGCAAUCCUACCCGGAGCCGCGCGGCGGGACGGGAGGCUGGAGGCGGCUCAGGUUCCCAGGGCGAAACCGAAACGCCUCCCGGCAUCUGCUCUUGCAGAAAGCCUGGCCCCUUUCCGCCAGCUCGGAUGAGACCUGAUGAACCACGUGUCAGCUCGGAAAACGGAAAAGGCCCCGUCUCUCCCACCCAGGCCCCAGGGAGCGGCCGGCUGAGCAGCCACGUCCUCGUCCUCCCGCCCUGCAGCACGAGGCUGCCAGCGGCAGCACCAGUCACUGACUGAGGAAAAUCAACCUGAUUUUAUUUUGAUGCCUAAAUGCAGCUAAGUAAUUAGCUUGGCUCUCUCAGGGUUGCUGGUUUUGACCGGUACGUCUCCAUCACCUUUCCACUGGCUCUAAAGGCUCGCAUGUGCUGUGGCCGUGCAAAAGAGAGAAAAGAAAUGCAAGAAAAAAACGUGUAAAGGGUUAGAGUGAACCCCUCAAAUGAUGACUUUUACUUUGCACCAAAUAAAAAUAAUUCAACUGGUUUCCAAAAA